Messenger RNA from Fimicolochytrium jonesii, 1076 nucleotides. RefSeq lists its product as uncharacterized. The coding region runs from base 200 to 868 and encodes 222 amino acids. NCBI's taxonomy places the organism in Eukaryota, Fungi, Chytridiomycota, Chytridiomycetes, Spizellomycetales, Powellomycetaceae. The record is from RefSeq and is a predicted model, not a curated record. The transcript has a single exon.
CUGCCUUCUUUUUUCCUUUGGUCUCCAAAACUGGAGCUGUCCCUAAACCUGCUAUGGGAGACCAGCAUUGUCGCGCGAGGCGCUGGUCCCUUUAGAAGGCUAGCAAAGCGCCCGCCCUAAACGCAAGCGUAGCGCACGGACGACGGCGACGAGCAACACUGCCAACUUUUUCUGCCACACCCACUUCUUCCAUCCUGGAAUGACGGUGACAACGCCCGGGAGCUGCAUGCAACGCAGUGGCGUGGGCUACGUUGGUAUAUGCUUCGACUCCUUUGCAUUCUCGAAUCCCAUCUCCAAGAGAACGCACAUGGCCUCGAACGUAGUUACCGGGAGAGACUCCAUCCUGCCGGAAUGUAGUGCUUACAGCCUCCAUGCACUGGACUGUGGCAACUACGCAGCUUGUGUUGCAAUUUGCACCAGGAACAAACUUGAUGAUUCGCUGAUGUGUCGAGCGACGACUUUCCGAACGUCGGAAACAGCCUCGCGAGCAAUAGAGAUAGUUGCAUCUUACAUAUGUGGUCCCCGGAUGCAACGUCGCAUACCUCAAAAACCCACAAGACUGACCACAGCUCCUCUCGUCACAGAGGAACCGAGCUCAACUUCACAAUCGCUAAACACCGAAAUGAGCGUCCCGAUCGCGCCCAAGUAUGGGAGAUCCUCCCUCUCGCCAGUAGAGGUUGCGUCUCCGGUUACACCAAGGCAGACGACCAGGCUACCAUUACGACAUUGUCCUCCCACGUCAUCUAUGCAUCCAACGACUUUGACGAAUAGAACAUGUCAUCACUCCUUCCAACUUUAUACAGCUCGAAGAGUCUGUGGGGUUCCGGUUCAUAGAGCAGGAGGGCGAAGAUCAAGACAAGGACGAUGAUGAGGAGGAGGUUGGCAAGGAGGAGGACGCGAUUGUUGGAGGCUACGAGAACAAACCUGGCUGGACUUGCAAAACAGCUUGCGCAGGGGCUCAUCCCAGUUCAAGCUCCCCUUUCUAAUGAGGGAGGUGAAGUAGUGCGUGAUCUUCUGCAAGGCAGUCCUGAAGAUGGACGUGCCGCUGCGGCCACCUCCCGCGGGAUGCUGUGAGG